This is a messenger RNA of Xenia sp. Carnegie-2017, 1492 nucleotides long. RefSeq names its product core histone macro-H2A.1-like. Gene Ontology annotation, cellular component: nucleosome. The record is from RefSeq and is a predicted model, not a curated record. NCBI's taxonomy places the organism in Eukaryota, Metazoa, Cnidaria, Anthozoa, Malacalcyonacea, Xeniidae. Gene Ontology annotation, molecular function: structural constituent of chromatin; DNA binding; protein heterodimerization activity. The transcript has 5 exons. Bases 111 to 1205 code for a protein of 364 amino acids.
CACAAACGCUCUUACACAGCUUACUACAUUUCACAGGAGGAAGACAACAGUAAACAAUAUUUUAUUGCAAAGAAAUUGAGCUGAAACUAUAUUUUAAUUGAAAUUUUAUCAUGUCUGGUCGUGGUGGUAAAGCAGCAAAGAGAGCAAGAAGUACGCGUUCGCAGAAAGCGGGAUUGAUUUUCCCUGUAAGCCGUGUACAUAGAUUUUUGCGAAAAACCACACAUCAUUAUCGCAUUGCUUCUGGGGCGCCCGUUUAUCAAGCAGCCGUUAUGGAAUAUUUGACAGCGGAGAUCUUAGAGUUAGCAGGUAAUGCAGCACGAGAUAACAAACGAUCAAGAAUUAUUCCAAGGCAUAUUCUUCUUGCAAUUGCCAACGAUGAUGAAUUGCAUAAGCUUUUGAGAGGUGUGACUAUUGCACAAGGUGGUGUUUUGCCUAAAAUUCAUCCAGAACUAUUAAAAAAACGUAAGGGUGGAAAACUGUUUUCACCUGAAGAACUAAAGCGCAUGAAAGAGGGCAAGAAAGUUUCCCCAAAGAAAGUUUCACCAAAGAAAAAAGUCACAACUUCAAAAAAAGAUGCACCAACACCAAAAAAAGGAAAUAAAGGAAAGGAUGGCAACGAGGAUGGUAAUAAACUUGGUCCAGGCUUCACAAUGCUAUCUGAAAAAACAUUAUUCCUUGGGCAAUCACUCUGUGUUGUUCAAGGGAAUAUUGUUGAAAUAGAUGUUGAUGCUAUUGUCAAUCCAACAAGUUCCAAAUUUAAUCUCUCUGGGGAAGUUGGGAAUGCAUUGAAGAAGGCAGGUGGAAAAUCCUUUGAAGAAGAAGUCGAAACUUUAGCUAAAGAUAAAAGUCCCUUGGAAAUUGCAGGAGUGGCUGCUUGUCAAGGACAUGGUUUUCCAGCUAAGUUUGUAAUUCAUGUGAAUGCCCCGGUACACUCACAGAAAGAUGCUGUUGAGAAAGUUGAAGAAGCAGUGAAAAAUAUCCUCACUUUAGCAGAUGAGAAGAACUUAAAGAGCAUUGCUUUACCUUCUAUUGGCAGUGGAGCAAAAGCUGAGGUAAAGGCACAAAUUGUGCAAGCUGUUUUGAAGACCAUCUCAGAUUAUUUUGUCACUGUAAUGGCAUCAUCAUUGAAGCAGAUCACAUUUGUUAUGACAAAAAUGGAUGAUUUGGGGGUUUACUCCACUGAAAUGGCCAAACUGGAUGCUUAGAUUGCAUUUAUUUUACUAUUUUAUCUUUUUAGUAUUUGGUAGGACUUUAACAUAUCAAGUUUGUUCCUUACAUUAAGGUUUUGCCAGAUGAGCAUACUUUUGAUAAAUCUGACAGGAAAAUAGCCAAAUAUAUUUUGGUAUAUAUAUAGACAAUGCCUACUUUAAGCCAAUGUAUAAAAUAUAUUCCUGUUUAGUGAGAUUCCCCAUUGUAUUAGAUGAUUUGUUGCAACAAAAAGCCUUGUAGGUUGCAUGAGUUAAAAAUGUCAAUCAUGCUAUAUUUCAACCAA